GCCUUGCGUUUUACACCGUGGAAGCCAUAUUGGAAUUAUUUGUACAUGGGUUAAUUUGCUUAUUACACCUCGCUUGGUCGGUAAAAUGGUUAAUAAAGCCAUCAAAAGCUCAAUCUCAGGAUUGCUGGUUUUUGCCUUCUGUACAGCAGGCUUCGUGAAAAUUACUGACAAAAUGGCUCCAGAAGUUCACAAGCAAAUGGUAAGAUCUGUGGUUCUUUAAGUCUAAAUUUAGUCUGUAACUUUUCUAGUAGAGCUAGUAAUCGUACGUAGCAUCUGAUUUUGUCUUCUCGCGCCCGAAGAGUUUGCUGUUGUAAUAACAGCAAUCUGUACGUAGGUGAUGAGUUAAUUAAUCUCACGCACAAUCUAAGACGAGGCCUUGCAGUUGUCAGCGGUGGACUGUCAGUAACAAACUGGUGUACUGUUAAUGAUGUAAUAGAUGCCCGGAAUGUUUAUUUAACUGUAGGGUUCCAAGACGAGCGUUAAAUAGAUAGGGGGCGUUUAAAAGGAUUUGCAUCUAUGAGACACUCCGUUUUUUUUCCAAACCCCCCUCCCCCUGUGGAUGAGUGGAUUCCUUCCAUCUCACUUUUAGUGUCAGACCCCUUUAAAAAAAGCUUGCCUACCGGCCUCAUUUUUUGUUGUUUCCUUUGGAAAUAGAUUCCUACUUACUAGUUAUUUACUGAGGAUGCUCAUCCUAGAGAAGGUAGGGGGUCGGAAUAAAAAUGUAACAUCCCUAUUCUCACAACUGUGUAAAACAAACUCAACAAAACUAAUAUGCUUUUGGUGAAAAUAUCAAUGGAGUUAAAAAAAACAAAAUAUCCAAUCCAUCCAUUGAUACAUCUAGGCCAUCUAGAGAUCCAGAUUUCAACCUCGAUGUCAGAAUUCUCAUUCAGGGUCAUUGUGGGCGCUUUCCAUUUAGGAAAAAAACCCGGAAAUUUCGGUGGGAGCAAAAGUGGAAUUUCGGAUCGGUAAAAAGUUGUUCCAUUUGGUCGUAAACCCCAGUACGUCGCGGUGCCCGACCGUGGACCUGGAACUGGUACAAACUACGAGAAACGUAAAUGGAACACGACAUUCCGUUCGGAAAUUCCAACCGGGAAAACGGGCCCACCUUUUUAGCUUUUCCACUUUUUCUGGGAAUUUUCCAGUGGGACGAGCUGACGAAACGUGUUGCAUUUACCGCUGAACCAGAAAUUCCGGAAAUUUUGACUAAUUGGAAAGCGCCCUGUGUUGUCAUCGUUAUCCUAUCCUUUGCUUGCACUAGAAAUGGCUUCCUGUUCACAGAUUUUUUUGCAAGUAGAACAAAAUUUUUUUUCAAAGUGCGAACAAGGCCUAAAUUAACUGAUUUUGCUCCUUUUUUGCUAUUUCCUAGUAUUUUGAAUUAAUUGUCAUGCGGGGGGUGGGGGGCAUCUCUUAGAGAGGGGGCAUUUGUUAAGGAGAGGAAUCUAAUUCACACUGAAAAAAUUUAAAGGGAGGUGUCUAUUAGACAAGAGGCAUUUAUUUGAGAGAGUGCAUCUAUUAGAUCAUUUACAGUACAUCAACAAGCCUUCUCUUUUUAAAGUUUUGCAGUUGUUUAUCACAAUAUUUGUGUUUUGUUCUCAACCCACCAGAAAAGAGAUUUUGUUGACUUGGCAAAAGUUCAUCCCAUGAAGGUGUUGUUUGGUCGAAAUGUGAAUCCAGAACUUCAUCGCAUCAUGAUUGGAUAUGUUGAAGUUUUAUGUGGUCUUUUGCUGUAUGCAGGGCCAAGGUCCCUGAAAUUAGCAAGCACAGUGAUACUGUUAAUUGUCAUGGCUGUAAUGAUGCAAGGUCUAUAUUGGCUUGGAAAGCCUGCCAUCAUGUUUACACCAGCAUCACUUUGCACCAUACUGCUUCUCUGCAAUUUUUUUAACUUGCUGAGCGAGCCAUCAGUGAAGGAAAAUAGGAAAGAGUGAUCUUAAACAAUGGCAUCCUUCCUGCUCUCUGCCACCACCAGCAAAGAUGUGAAAACAUGCAUUCAAGUCACGUGAAUCAAGCAAUAUUGCAUCAUGAUUGAGUGACUUCUGUUUCAUUAAUUUGUCUUAGAAUUUGGCCUGCUUAUUUGCUCAUCUGUGAAUAAUGUCAAAUAAUCCUACAAAUCUAUGUCUAAAGAAUUUCAACCUUCUUUUCAGUAGUACUGUGAUAGGGUCAGUUAACUUAAAAUCAGUGAGAUUCAGUUUGGUAAUAUAAGCACUUUAACCCUUUUAAGACAGUCAGCUAGUAGUGGGAAAAACUGCAUUUUCACUUUUUGGGAAUGGCUUGAAAUAAUUUCUGCAACAAUAGGGACAUCUUUUUAGACUAAUCAGCUGUUAUUAAGUAGGGUUUUUUGUUUUUUGUGCAUGUGCAUAAGCCAAAAUUUGGACUUUUUUACAUGAAUCUAUUUCGAUUUUUCUCUCUUGCUCUCUUUUGUCUCUUUUCCUUUUUUUUAUUCAGUUUCUUGCUCACUUGUCAUCUUUUUUUUUUUGCAUGGAAUUGUGACUGGCUAAUUUUUAAGGAAAGGGACAAAUUUAAUCAACAAAGAGUAGUAUGUAAAUAAUGAGAUUGGCAAUGGAUUAUUUCUGGAUACUCUUUGAGAAGCACUUGAUCCGGGCGACUUUGCCAUGGUAAAUUCCUCCACCCUGCAUCUCCACCCAUUUUUAAAUUCCCCUGGCAGGUUGGCCCUGGGUCCCACCCCUGGGGCAAGCAAAUGACACGUGCAUAAAACUAAAACAACAUUAGACCCAGAAGACUGGCGGUGUUAUAUUUUUCUCCGGCAUAGCGUAUACAUGUGGUCCUCCUCUCCUUGUAGAUUAAAAUCCGAAUUUACUUAAAGGAGCUGAAACGUUAAAAAAUGUGUUGCAAUCCAUGGUUCUUUUUAAUUUCCGGAGGAGAAAAAAGUAAAAGAAUGUCAAAGGCAUUACCUUUGCGUUAACCAGGUUUCUCGGGGGGGCUUUUCAUUACACAAACUGCCCGGGUGGAAAUGUUGUACAUACUGUAAACAUAAAACUACAAGAAAAAUAGACGUAGUGGAAGAA
This is a messenger RNA of Porites lobata, 3023 nucleotides long. Lineage: Eukaryota; Metazoa; Cnidaria; Anthozoa; Scleractinia; Poritidae. The record is from the annotation of a GenBank genome assembly.